Molecule: messenger RNA, 1182 nt
Organism: Sphenostylis stenocarpa
Lineage: Eukaryota; Viridiplantae; Streptophyta; Magnoliopsida; Fabales; Fabaceae
Source: the annotation of a GenBank genome assembly
AUGGAAGGAGAAGAAGUUAAGGAAGAAGAAGAAGAAGUUUUGGAUGGAGAAGACGUUAAGGGUAAAGAAGAAAGUAUGAAUGGGGAAGUAGUUUGGGAUGGAGAAGAAGUUAAUGAUGGAGAAGAAGUUUGGGAUGGAGGAGAAGUUUGGAAUGGAGGAGAAGAACCAAAGUAUGGGGAAGAAAUAAGGAAGAAGAAGUUUAGGAAGGAGACGAAGUCAAGGAAGAAGAAGUUUUGGAUGGAGAAGAAGUUUGGAAUGGAGAAGAAUCUACUAAUUAAGGCAGCAGAAGAAGUUAAGGAGGAUGGAGAAGAAGUUAGGGAAGGAGAAAAAGUUAACAAUGAAGAACAAGUUAGGGAAGGAGAAGAAGUUAAGGAUAGAGAACAAGUUAGGGAAGGAGAAGAAGUUAAGGAUGGAGAAGUAGUUUGGGAUGGGGAAGAAGUGAAGGAAGGAGAAGAAGUUAAGGAAGAAGAAGAAGAAGUUUUGGAUGGAGAAGAAGUUAAGGAUAAAGAAGAAAGUAUGGAUGGAGAAGAAGUUUGGGAUGGAGGAGAAGUUUGGAAUGGAGGAGAAGAACCGAAGUUUGGAGAAGAAAUUAAGGAAGGAGACGAAGUCAAGGAAGAAGAAGUUUUGGGUGGCGAAGAAGAUAAGGAUAAAGAAGAAAGUAUGGAUGGGGAAGAAGUUUGGGAUGGAGAAGAAGUUUGGAAUGGAGAAGAAUCUACUAAGGAAGGAGAAAAAGUUAAGAAUGAAGAACAAGUUAGGGAAGCAGAAGAAGUUAAGGAUGGACAACAACUUAGGGAAGGAGACAAAGAAGUUAAGGAUGGAGAAGUAGUUUGGGAUGGGGGAGAAGUGAAGGAAGGAGAAGAAGUUAAGGAAGAAGAAGAAGAAGUUUUGGAUGGAGAAGAAGUUAAGGGUAAAGAAGAAAGUAUGGAUGGGGAAGAAGUUAAGGAUGGAGAAGAAGUUAAGGAUGGAGAAGAAGUUUGGGAUGGAGGAGAAGAAGGAGACGAAGUAAAGGAAGAAGAAGUUUUGGAUGGAGAAGAAGGUAAGGAUAAAGAAGAAAGUAUGGAUGGGGAAGAAGUUUGGGAUGGAGAAGAAGUUUGGAAUGGAGAAGAAUCUACUAAGUAUGGAGAAGAAAUUAAGGAAGAAAAAGUUAAGGAAGGAGAAGAACUUUCAGAUGGGAUGGGAUAG